Artibeus jamaicensis (Jamaican fruit-eating bat) is the source of this 559-nucleotide messenger RNA. It is a transcript of the gene SPINK2, whose product is annotated as serine peptidase inhibitor Kazal type 2. Gene Ontology annotation, molecular function: serine-type endopeptidase inhibitor activity; protein binding. Gene Ontology annotation, biological process: spermatid development; negative regulation of serine-type endopeptidase activity. The record is from RefSeq and is a predicted model, not a curated record. NCBI's taxonomy places the organism in Eukaryota, Metazoa, Chordata, Mammalia, Chiroptera, Phyllostomidae. The coding region runs from base 56 to 331 and encodes 91 amino acids. The transcript has 4 exons.
CUGCCUGACCGGUGCACGACCAGUGUCUCGUGGGCACCCGAGCACUCGGUCACCCAUGGCCGGCCAUGGAGGGAGGAUGGCUCUCUUGGGAGUGAGUUUGCUGCUGUUGUUCCUGGCCGGGGACUUGACAGCCUCUACAAACAGUCGAUUUGGUCAACCUUCAGAAUAUAAAACACCAAACUGUUAUCAAUAUAGAUUGCCAGGAUGUCCCAGAGACUUCAACCCUGUAUGUGGAAGCGACAUGUCCACUUAUCCCAACGAGUGCACUCUGUGCAUGAAAAUCAGGGAAGAUGGCCGUAAUAUUAAAAUAAUCCGAGAUGGACCAUGCUGAUGGAGCAGUUUACAGAAGUUGGAGAAACCACCUUCAUCUGCACACUAGACGACUUUCAUUUCCCCUUUUCCUCUUUUCUUGUGUUUCUUUGCAUGAGAUUUGUUAACCUACAUUUUCCGAGAGGAGGUGUGGAAGACAGCCAUGUGCAGGAACUGAUAAUUAAAGCAAAAAAACAAAACGAAACAAAAAAAUUUCUUAUUUCUUGAGCUAAGCUUGUUGCUCAGAUGA